Molecule: messenger RNA, 652 nt
Organism: Drosophila mojavensis
Lineage: Eukaryota; Metazoa; Arthropoda; Insecta; Diptera; Drosophilidae
Gene: CCDC53
Product: WASH complex subunit 3
Exons: 2
Coding region: 74-562 (162 amino acids)
Biological process (GO): exocytosis; actin filament polymerization
Cellular component (GO): WASH complex
Source: RefSeq, a predicted model, not a curated record
AUUAUCUAGCGUCAUCGAAAGCGUCACGUACCAAUAAGAGAUAUCGACAUAACUACAAUUAAUAAUAAUAAUAAUGGAAGCAAGCGCAAUAUUUACUGGGAAUGUGGAUAAAACUCAGAUACCACCACUAAAUCAAAAGCGUAUACUCGCUUUUGUUAAUCACUUCCUACUAAAUACAUGCAAUUUUCUCAAUGAAUUCGCCUUGAAUUGCGAGACCAAAUUUGUGCGAAUGGAGCGACAACUUCAAAGAACUGAAGCUGCUUUAAUAAUUCUAGAAACGAAGCUUGCAUCUAUACCGGUGGAUAAGGAAGUAGAUAAUUCCACCACAACGUCUGAAGUAAACACUGAGGCAACAGACGAAACCGAUAAGUCAGAAGUAGAAGCACCCGCAGAAAUAAAAGGCGUUCGGGUGUGUGAAGAUAUUCGUUACAAGAAAUUCUUCAAAAUGCUGCAAGUAGGUGUACCAGCGCCCGCGGUUAAAAUAAAAAUGAGCACGGAAGGACUGGAUUCUGAAAUGCUAGAUAAGCCCGACUUUAUGCUCGAGGAUGGCAUUCUGGAAUAACAAGCGGAAUAUUGUCCUGAACAGCAUAUAUUGUGAUAUAGCAUGAGCAUGAAAUGCUACACUUUUAAAUGAUACAAUUGGUAAAAUGUA